CCCUCAGCUGCCACCAUGGCGGGCUUCGACUCCGGCCCGGCCAUCCCUGUGUGGCUCAACGAGGACGACCUGGGCUGCAUCAUCUGCCGCGGGCUGCUCAACUCCCCCGUCACGCUGCCUUGCGGCCACAGCUUCUGCAGCUCCUGUCUGAAGAACCUGUGGGACGCGUGGCGCGAGAAGCCCCGCUGGGCCUGUCCCACCUGCCGCGAGUGCGCCCCGCAGAAGCCGCCGCUGCGGAAGAACACGAUGCUGCAGGACCUGGCUGACAAGUACAGUCGGGCGGUGCGCGAGCUGGAGGCCGGCCGCAGCGCUGCCCCCCGCCCGGCCCCCGACCCCGCGCGCCGCCCAGCACAGCUGCCGGCAGCGGCACAGAGGAGCAUCCCAGAAGUUGGUCGGGAGCUGGCAGAGCUGGUGGAGCAGCUUGUAGACAUCACCAGGAACCUUCAGAGUCAGAGACCCCUCUCACAAUCUGAGGCAGACAAUGAACUGAGCAAUUUGGGCAUGGCUUUUUCUCAUGGGGUGGACCUUUCCUUGGCUUCUCCAAAGCUAGUGACUUCCAACACAUCUGAGGGAAAAACAAGAGAUGUUCUCCUUGCCCUAGAAGAAAUCCAGGAAAAAUUGCGAGAAAACUUCAUGUGGAAAGAGGCUGUUGAAAAACAAACACGGGAGGAACUCCUGGAAACUCCAUCUACCUCUUCAUGCCCACUGCCUGACCAGAACCACUCUGUGCCCAAGAAGACCUCCCGGUUUGCUCAGCGGGCCAUCAGUCCAACCUUUGACCUGAGGAGCCUCUCCUGUAGCCUGGAGGUGUCCGAGGAUCACCGGACAGUGACUGUGUCUCACUGGCCGCAGUCCUAUCCUUGGAGUCAUGAGAGGUUUAAGGCCUGCCAGGUCUUAUGUUCCCAGGCCUUCUCUUCUGGGCAGCAGUACUGGGAAGUGGACACUCAGCAUUGUAGCCACUGGGCAGUUGGGGUAGCUUCCUGGGAAAUGAGCCGUGACCAGAUCCUGGGACGGACCAGGGACUCCUGGUGUGUAGAGUGGACGGGGACUAGUCGGCUCUCUGCAUGGCACAUGGCGAAAGAACUUGUCCUCAGCUCAGACAGACCUGGGGUUGUGGGCAUCUGGCUGGACCUGGAGGCAAAGAAGCUUGCCUUCUAUGCAGUGGCUAAUCAGGAGAAGUUUCUGUAUGAAUGUGAGGUCUCUGCUUCCUAUCCUCUGCACCCCGCCUUCUGGCUGUAUGGCUUACAUCCUGGAAACUCGCUGAUUAUAAAGUAAGUAAAGACAUAAAGGCCCCUUCAGUGCUAAAACACAGUAGUUUCCUGGUCUCUCUUCUUGCCUUCAAGCAGGCAGUCUGACUCAAGAAUCCCACUUCUGAAGUUAAGGGACAUGUAUUAGUUAUCAAUUGUUGCAUAACAACAUUACCACGAAUUUAUCAGUUUAAGACAACACACAUUUAUUAUCUCACAGGGAUUAAAUUAGGAGUAAGGGCACAGUUUAGCUGAGUUCUCUGCUUCAGAGUCUCGCAAGCCACAGUCAAGGUGUCACCUGGGGCUGCAGUCUCAUCUGAGGCUUGACUGGGGAAGGAUCUGCUUUCAAGCUCACAUGGUUAUUGGUGGCAUUCAGUGCCUGUGGGUUGUGAGACGGAGGGGUUCAGUUUCUUGCUGGCUGUUGGCUGGAGGCUGCCCUCAGUUCCUUACCACAUUUUGCAACAUGACUGCUUUGCUUUCUGAAAGCCAGCAAGGGAGAGAGAAUCUCCUAGCAAGAUGGACAUUACAAACUUAUAUAACAUGAUCCUGUGCAAGUAAUUACAUGUGUCCUGUUGCCUUUGCCAUAUUCUAUUAGUUCAAAGCAAGUCACAGGCCCUGCCCAUACUCAAGUGAAGGAGAUUACACAAGGGUGUGAAUAUCAGGAGGUGCACUCAGGGGGGCCACAUUAGGGUCUGUCUGCCUCAGGGCAUCAUUUCAUACUUAAUUCCCCCUGUUUUUAAAAUCAUUUUAAUGUAUAAGAAAACAGAUAAAGGAAACAACACAGAACACAUGUCCAGCUUAACGAAUUAUUACAAGGUGAACACCUCUGUCACUACUGCUCAGGUCAUGAAAUAAAACACUGCUGCUAACUACAGAAGGCCUUUCAUGUGCCUUGUCCCAAUCACAAAACCUUCCCUCUGACCGGAAGGAAUCACUAUCCUGACUUUUACAGAAAUCGCCUCCUCACAUUUCUUGUUUCAUCACCCAAAUAUGCAUUCCUGGCCCCAGUAGUUUACCACCCAAACAAGUUGUUGAGUCAGUUCCAACUCAUGGCGAUCCUACAUGUGUCACAGUAGAACUGUGCUCCAUUGGAUUUUCAGUGGCUGAUUUUUU
Messenger RNA from Trichechus manatus latirostris (Florida manatee), 2360 nucleotides. RefSeq names its product ring finger protein 135 (gene RNF135). The record is from RefSeq and is a predicted model, not a curated record. Gene Ontology annotation, cellular component: cytoplasm. Gene Ontology annotation, molecular function: ubiquitin-protein transferase activity; ribonucleoprotein complex binding; protein binding. Gene Ontology annotation, biological process: regulation of innate immune response. The transcript is spliced from 5 exons. Lineage: Eukaryota; Metazoa; Chordata; Mammalia; Sirenia; Trichechidae. Bases 16 to 1275 code for a protein of 419 amino acids.